Molecule: messenger RNA, 1481 nt
Organism: Hylaeus volcanicus
Lineage: Eukaryota; Metazoa; Arthropoda; Insecta; Hymenoptera; Colletidae
Exons: 3
Source: RefSeq, a predicted model, not a curated record
CGAUUAUUUAUUCAUGUUGUUUCUUUAUGGAAACAAAGAAAGCUUCUUCUAAACGAAACGGUCACUCGAAAGGGAGAAUUACCGUGCUGUAAAAGGUUAUUUUAUUUUCUUCAGCUACACCCGAAGACCUAUCUUCCCGCUCCCGUCAUCAUUCCCUUCUCGCCGAGAUCCUGCGGAAUUUUAGAAACUUCGAGCGCCAUCCACAGGAUCGCAGAAAACGGAGAGAUUCUGUCGCGAAUCAUUCCAGACGAAUGCUGUUGGUUCCCUGCUCAAUCAACAUCUGGCCUGUCAAGGAUUUCGAACAACCUUGGAGUGAGACACGAACAAAUUGAAAUCCUCUUUUUUCUUAUAAAGUUUCUUCGCAACCAAGCGUAUCGCUGCAACUUCUCCUUAAUUGAAGUAUAUCUUGUUUUUCUGAGGGGUGGACCAAUGAAAAUAUUGGUUGGACAAACGAAAAACAAUACUUGUUGGACAAACGAAAAUCACUACUGGUUUUGUCCAGAUAAUUCCGGUGCGUUUUUGGACUGUUCCCAUCGCGCAAGAGAUAAAGAAUGGUUUUGUCGGAAGAAUACAAUGGUGCAUCCGUCGAGGAUUCAAGUUCUACGUCAAAGAGAAGACUACGAAUUCGCUAGCGAGCGAAACGACCCCGACGGAAGCUACAUAGCUAUCGGUACCGCCGACAACCAAGUUCUGAGAAAUAUCGGCGAUGCUACCGAUGAUGAAUUCGAUAACGAAAAUGAAAAUGGCAAUGGAAAUGGAAAUGGAAAUGAAACAACUCCGAAGAUGGAAGUAGACGACACGUCGAAACAUUUCAACGUCCUUUCGACAAGAAAAGAUGGAAAUAUUUCAUGAGAUGAUUUCGAGAUGAUGCAUUUGAAGAUAAUUUCGAUACUUGCCAGGCAUUGUAUAUAAUUUUCGAAUUUUAAUGGAUGCAAGGUGCAGAAUUAUUUAGUCGGUAUAAGCAAUGUAAACGUUUUCGAGGGUCUACGUGAAUUCCGCUGCAAGAUAUGUUUAAAAUUGUAAGUAACAAAUUCAUAGAUUGACGUUUACUUGAUAAAAAGAUCAUAGGCAUAGUUUUUCAUCGACCGAUAAUGGCGAACACAAGGCGGGCGAUCGACGAUCGGUCACUGCACGUUCGCGUGGCUUCCCUACAAUUCGGAAUGCACAUUCCACGAUUGAAUUUUCAAAUUUGUCUAUCUGUGGACACGUAUCAUUCAUCCGAUAGAUGACAUCUAUAUGCUGUACCGCAAACGGUAAGUUCGUAGAAUGUCAAUUUGGAAAAUGCGAGGCAGGACUCGAAUCUAAAAUCUAAAAUAAAUAAUACGUUUACAGAAUAUAAUAAACAUACAGGGAUAGCGAGUACAUUGUUAUGUAACUUGUGUUCGUUUCUUGCAUGUCUAUUUACUGUAUUCUUUUCCUCGAUGUAAUUAUUGUAUUAUCGAUGUUCGAUUGCUACGAAACGUUAAAUAUAUUGAAUAGUA